AUGGACUCCUCAAAUCUUGGCUAUGCGUAUCAGUUGCCCACAGGUGGGUGCAUGAUGAAAAUCCGGAACGUCCUGUCACAAUUUAGUGAUUUGUUCAGUGAAUUCAACCGAUACAUCGCCCCUGCUUAUCACCAUGAUAGAUGUGAAAGGUCUGUUCAAAUGCGCCUGUAUUCCAUGCACAAGAGGGAGUUUUGCAUGGUUUUCCUUGCUUUUUUCAUCAGUCUUGGGCUUGCUAUUUUCAUCGGUUUGGCAGGACCGCCUAUAACAUCCACAACAGAACAAAAAGCAUCUGAGAUUUUACAGCAACAAAAUUUAAGUAGCAGUUUGCUUGCAACUGGUCCAUUUACGCUUCAUACCCCUACGUUGUCUACCUACCAUCAGCAGUUAUGGGUAAUUGCAGUUGUUCGAACGGAUAAUACAGAUGAUGAAAGUUUUGACAAAGUCUUCCAAGUCGGUGUCUUGCUGAGUGGCAUAGAGAACAAACAUGAAAUUGCAAUGCUGCACUCAGUUCACAACAGGACUAGGCAUUUAAAAUGCUCUAAACAAACCUGCGAGCAAGUCACGAUUCUGCAUCUUGGUUUUAUUGAUUAUGCUGCGUAUGUGGCCACUGUUUUCUUUUAUGAUCUGGAGAACUUUCACCAGCGCUACAAUAUCAAAGAUGUUGUUUUUUAUUUCAAAACGUAUAAUCCUGGUUUCACUCAACUUGAGCUCUGGUUUCGACUGUUUUACUUGUUGGGAACUUUUUGUUGUGCUGUUUGGUUUGCACAUACAUUACGGAAAUUCACCAUUCAUGACUGGUCUUUUGAACAAAAAUGGAUUUCUGUGCUUUUGCCGCUUCUACUAUUGUACAACAAUCCAUUUUUCCCUAUGCUGCUGUUAUUCCAUUCAUGGUUGCCAGGAAUGUUUGACGCACUUUAUCAAGCAUCGUUCCUUUGUGCUCUCCUCUUAUUUUGGUUGUGCGUCUACCAUGGUUUAAGACAGAAUGAAAGGAAACUACUCACUUUUUAUCUUCCCAAAAUAUUGAUUGUCGCUCCGAUCUGGACCUCUGCUGUCAUUCUUGCAACAUGGGAAAAAGUCAAUGCAAUGAAAGAUCCUACAUAUGAUCAUAAAUUUGAUACUCAGAAUUUUGAGAGUUUAAAGUCAUUUUUCUACAUUUUCAUGGGUCUCUACAUUUUUUACCUACUUUGCCUUAUCCUCACUGCUUAUAGUGAGCUAAGAUCAAUGCCAUUUUUUGAUAUGCGGCUAAAGUUCUUGACCAUGCUCAUGUUGAUUGUUAUUGCAAUUGGAAUUUCAAUAACCUUCUCAAGGUUUGGUGUGGAUAUUGUCGAAGAUAAUUUUAUCUCUGAUUUAUCUACAACAUAUGAAAGCUCUGUAGAAUUUAUGGCACUCUACGGACUCUUAAAUUUUUACCUCUUCACAAUGGCAUUCGUUUACUCGCCUUCAGAAAAUACUAUUUUUGAAACAGCCAUCACAAAGGACAAUCCUGCAUUUUCCAUGAUAAAUGACUCAGACGAAGAUGUGAUUUAUGGAUCUGAUCUUGAAAGCCGGCAGCCCCUCAACCAAAGUCAUAAUGAUGAUGAUAGUGACUAAGUCAACAACUGUAACGUUCCCAUAACUCAAAACCUUCAAGGGCUUAUCUUCUCAAACAAUAGACUGAUUAGAUAGACAAGAGAGAGCAACAUUGCAUGGUACAAAAUAAUGUUAAACAUGCGCAGUAUUCUCUUAAUGCCUCAAGACACAAGUGAGGAUGGGCUCAUUUUCUUGAAACUGUUUAUUUGAGAAAUUUUUCCUCCUCUAAAUUUUUUUAUCCCAAAAUUGAGGUUGAUACAUGUGUAAAAUGUAUCAUUAAAUGAAAUUUCAUCCCAUUAUUUUGCGUUCAAAAUUGGUUGAACUGAGCAGGAAAGAACGGUAUUCAACACUGGUUUUUGGGAGGGUCUCACGCUCCCAAGGCCCUCCCCUCCUCUUGGAUGCGCACGUACCUUCAGGGUCUAAGAGGAUUUAGUUAUUUUUUUUUUUAAGUGAGCUGCACAUCCAGCGCAGAAGGCAGAUGUAUUUCCCAAAGUGGGAGUCUGCCUGUACAGUUUAUCAAAAAGCUUCUUUGUCGUGACCCAUUCUGUGAGGUACAGUUUGUUCAAACUCUUUUUACCUGUGACUGAUUGUACUACGAACUUCCUUCCUAUGACCCACUGAGUGACAAAAAGAUUGUCCAAAAAGUCCUUUUCAUGGUCCACUGUUCUCUGUUUCCCCAUGGAAUAGUGUGGACUCAGCACUAUUCUACGUGCCAUACUUCUAUAGUGUUUUAUCAUUACUAGUGCAUUAGCAUUCUCGAUCGGUCAUAACUAGUGUUUUUCUAAUGUGGUCUAUUGACCCUCAAGGGUUGGUGAAAACACGCCAGCUUGUGUGUAGAACAAGAUGCAGAUCAAGAGGGAGCUUAUGUUCCUAAUUAUAAAUACAACUUUGAUAACAGAUGACCCGAAAAUCGCAAAUAUUUUAAAUUUGACGAAGAUGUUGACUUACAAUUAUACUUGUUUCUCAUGCCAUGAUUUCGAAAAAUGCACUGACUAAUCUUCAUAUCAGUUCAUCGAAGUCAUGAUCUUUGUCUUUUAUGAAAAAAUCUUUCUGUUAAAUAAAUCAAAUUAUUUUUGUUAUGCCAAA
Messenger RNA from Bemisia tabaci, 2655 nucleotides. The record is from RefSeq and is a predicted model, not a curated record. NCBI's taxonomy places the organism in Eukaryota, Metazoa, Arthropoda, Insecta, Hemiptera, Aleyrodidae.